This is a messenger RNA of Chrysochloris asiatica (Cape golden mole), 1999 nucleotides long. It is a transcript of the gene USP46, whose product is annotated as ubiquitin specific peptidase 46. The record is from RefSeq and is a predicted model, not a curated record. Gene Ontology annotation, molecular function: cysteine-type endopeptidase activity; cysteine-type deubiquitinase activity. Bases 131 to 1231 code for a protein of 366 amino acids. Gene Ontology annotation, biological process: protein deubiquitination. The transcript has 9 exons. Lineage: Eukaryota; Metazoa; Chordata; Mammalia; Afrosoricida; Chrysochloridae. Gene Ontology annotation, cellular component: nucleus; cytosol.
AAACUGCAAGCCGGACCCCAGGCCGCCUCCUGCCGCCGCCUCGCUGUCCUCCCGCGAGCGCUCCACCAUGGGUAGUCCUCUUUUCACCUUAUAAAGAUGGCGGUGCGGGAUCGCUGCAACCUUUAGACUAAUGACUGUCCGAAACAUCGCCUCCAUCUGUAAUAUGGGCACCAAUGCCUCUGCUCUGGAAAAAGACAUUGGUCCAGAGCAGUUUCCAAUCAAUGAACACUACUUCGGAUUGGUCAAUUUCGGAAACACAUGCUACUGUAACUCCGUGCUUCAGGCAUUGUACUUUUGCCGGCCAUUCCGUGAGAAUGUGCUGGCAUACAAGGCCCAGCAAAAAAAGAAGGAAAACUUGCUGACGUGCCUGGCAGACCUUUUCCACAGCAUCGCCACGCAGAAGAAGAAGGUUGGUGUGAUCCCACCAAAGAAGUUCAUCUCCAGGCUGAGAAAGGAGAAUGAUCUCUUUGACAACUACAUGCAGCAGGAUGCUCACGAGUUUUUAAAUUAUUUGCUAAACACUAUUGCGGACAUCCUGCAGGAAGAGAAGAAGCAGGAAAAGCAAAAUGGGAAGUUAAAAAAUGGCAACAUGAACGAACCUGCGGAGAACAAUAAACCGGAACUCACCUGGGUCCAUGAGAUUUUUCAGGGAACGCUCACCAAUGAAACUCGAUGCUUGAACUGUGAAACUGUGAGUAGCAAAGAUGAAGACUUUCUUGACCUUUCUGUGGAUGUAGAGCAGAAUACGUCCAUCACCCACUGUCUAAGAGACUUCAGCAACACAGAAACACUGUGUAGUGAACAGAAAUAUUAUUGUGAGACGUGCUGCAGCAAACAGGAGGCCCAGAAAAGGAUGAGAGUAAAAAAGCUCCCCAUGAUCCUGGCCCUCCACCUGAAACGGUUCAAGUACAUGGAGCAGCUCCACAGGUACACCAAGCUGUCUUACCGGGUGGUCUUCCCUCUGGAGCUCCGGCUCUUCAACACUUCCAGCGACGCCGUAAACCUGGACCGCAUGUAUGACCUGGUUGCCGUUGUCGUUCACUGUGGCAGUGGUCCCAAUCGUGGGCAUUAUAUUACUAUUGUGAAAAGUCAUGGCUUCUGGCUUUUGUUUGAUGAUGACAUUGUAGAGAAAAUUGAUGCUCAAGCUAUUGAAGAAUUCUAUGGCCUGACAUCAGAUAUAUCUAAAAAUUCAGAAUCUGGAUAUAUUUUAUUCUAUCAGUCAAGAGAAUAAUUUAAAGAACUGUGGAACUCACUCAAGUGGGGAGAAUGUUCAAAGCACUAUUCCCUGGUUUCUCUGCAGACUUUUCUUCUUCCCCAGUGGCCCACCAGUGGUAUCACUCCGAGUCUCAGUAUGCUGGCUGUGUUAGACUCUUCCCCCACCUCCCCUUAUUUUUUACAUGCAGCACUACUUUUGGUUUUAUUUUAGUUGGUGUAGAGUUAACUGCAAUCAGAGUAUAGUAAGAUUGAUACAAAUAACAGUUGCUAAAUGAAGAACUUGGGUAUACACCACACCACUUGUCAUGUCUGGCUCAAUUAGGAUGGCAUUUCUUAUGAAUGUCUGUAAUCUACUUGGGGUCCGUGAUAACUUAUAAAUAGCUUCCAGGGUCUUCUUGCAGUACAUCCAUUUUAAUUCAUCCCUGGAAACACUGUUCCCUGGUUUUAGCUUCUGUUGCCUCUCUUCUGACCGGAGGACAGAAGAAUUGGGUAGAGGUUCACCUUUCAGGGCUGACAACUAUAGCUUUAAGUUUGUGCGAGUGAAAAUGUUGAAGAGUGAAUCACUUCCAGACUAGAAUCCUUCUCCAUGUGGAAUGGGGCGAAGAGAGGCUGUACAUGGUGGUAGCAUUAACACCAGUAGGAUCCCAGGGGCUAAGGUGUGGAGCUCAGGGUAGGCAAAGUCAAGAGGAGGACGCUUUUGUGAACAGUGAAAAGCUAAACCUUUCUCGUCUUUCUACCAAAAGGAAAUUUCAGGCAAAUAACUAUAUGCUGUUUGUUUUUAGUG